CAGAGGAGGAAGAAGAAGAUAAGGAAGGAUUCAUUCAUUCAUUCAUGUCCCCAGCAAACAGUUAGUCUUCUCUUCUCUUCUCUCUCAAAAAGCAGCAGCAAUAAAAAUGCUAUCUUUAAACACUCCCAAGCCUUUCUCCACUCCAUUCCUGAGUCACCCAGCUCAAGUUCAACCACCUCCACUCCGCCACAAUUUCAUCCCCCGUCGCCAUCAACCCAUCUCCGCCGCCAUUACUCCUUCCCGUCCCAACCCAUCCCAAUCAAAACUAAACCUCUACCAGCCCUUCCGCCCACCAGUCUCUCCCCUCCCACCCAAAUUCCGUAACCUCAACACCGACGGUCAACUCGAAAUCCUAACUAAUCGACUAGGCCUCUGGUUCGAAUUCGCCCCCCUGAUUUCAACUCUCAUCCGCGAAGGCUUCACGUCAACCCUCCUCGAAGAAAUCACCGGCAUCAGCGCCAUCGAACAGAACCGCAUCGUCGUCGCCGCUCAGGUCCACGAUUCCCUAAUCCAGUCAAACCUCGACCCCGACAUCCUCUCCUUCUUCGAAAACGGCGGCGCAGAGCUCCUCUACGAAAUCCGUCUCCUCAGCCAGAGGGAACGAGCAGAGUCGGCGAAAUUCGUCGUCCAGAACAAACUAGACGGUGAAGGAGCACAAGAACUGGCGCGAUCCAUUAAGGAUUUUCCUAGGAGGAGAGGGGAUAAAGGUUGGGAAUGUUUCGAUUACAAUAUCCCAUCUGAAUGUCUGUCUUUCACUUACUACAGACAGGCACAUGAAUACAGCGGACCCUCCGAGGAACGCAAUGCUGCGUUGAAGAAGGCGUUGGAUUUGGCAGUGACAGAGAAAGCGAGGAAGUUGAUUGAAGAUGAUUUAGAAGGGAAAUCGAAAACGGAGAAAGAAACCCAGAUUGAGGAAGCGGUUAAAGUUCCAGUUGUGAGGAUGAAAACUGGGGAAAUAGCAGAGGCAACAUCGGUGAUAGUAUUACCUGUCUGCAAGUCGGAGGAGAAAGAUAAGGAGGUGAAAGAAGCGCCAUGGGAGUGCGGCACAAAAGGGGAAUUCGGGAUUGUGGAGGCGGAGAAGGAAUGGAAGAGAUGGGUUGUAUUACCGGGGUGGUUGCCUUUGGUCGGAUUGAAGAGAGGUGGAGUUGCGAUAACGUUUCCUGACGCCAGAGCAUUGCCAUGGAAGGCGAACAGGUGGUACAAGGAAGAAGCAAUCAUUGUGGUUGUGGAUAGAGCGAGGAAGGAAGUGGAAACGGAUAAUGGGUUCUAUUUGGUGGUCAGAGAUGGGAAUGGCGGCGCCGGCGUCGGCGGAUUGAAGGUGGAGAGAGGUUCGGCGUUGAAGGAAUUGGGGAUUGAAGAGAGCUUGGGAACUGUUUUGUUGGUGAUCAGGCCACCUAGGGAAGAUGAUGAUGAUCAAUUGGAUGACGAAGAAUGGGAAUAAUGAAAUUUAAACAAUUUCUCAUUUCACAAUUUUCAAUGUAUUAUUAGAAAGAUUCACCAUUUUCUUCUACUUGUAAGUUUUCAGACAGUUUUCUUUGUCAAUAACAAGUACGAUUGAGGAGGAGGUUACUAUAA
Impatiens glandulifera is the source of this 1575-nucleotide messenger RNA. RefSeq names its product rubisco accumulation factor 1.1, chloroplastic-like. Gene Ontology annotation, cellular component: chloroplast. The transcript has a single exon. The record is from RefSeq and is a predicted model, not a curated record. The coding region runs from base 107 to 1441 and encodes 444 amino acids. NCBI's taxonomy places the organism in Eukaryota, Viridiplantae, Streptophyta, Magnoliopsida, Ericales, Balsaminaceae.